Molecule: messenger RNA, 342 nt
Organism: Penicillium brevicompactum
Lineage: Eukaryota; Fungi; Ascomycota; Eurotiomycetes; Eurotiales; Aspergillaceae
Exons: 2
Coding region: 1-342 (113 amino acids)
Source: RefSeq, a predicted model, not a curated record
AUGAUCCUGGUUGUCUAUGAGUCAGGUCUCCAGUGCCUGUCCCCAUCUAACGAUUUGAUGGUCCCCGUUGUUAACCUUGCAUUUCAUCAUGCCCUUACUACCAACCUUGCCGUACCACUCAAACUUCUUGAUCGAAUCCUUGAUCAAGUCUAUGAUAUCUUGAUUCCCAAGGUGCAUGAUGGCUGGGUUUAUCGGCCUGUUAUAGGUCACACCAAACGCACAGGUGCCAUAUUGAACAAGCUGAUGCUGGGAACCGCUCAAAAUCGUCCAACUUCCGCCACCGGAAAUGUUCGAAGCAAUCUUCAGGCAGUCGGCGACGAGGGGGAGGCAUUCGAGGAUUGA